Fraxinus pennsylvanica is the source of this 2694-nucleotide messenger RNA. The record is from the annotation of a GenBank genome assembly. Lineage: Eukaryota; Viridiplantae; Streptophyta; Magnoliopsida; Lamiales; Oleaceae.
AUGGCGAACCCGAAAACCCUAUUCCGGUUCGGGAUAUUUCUAUCCCUAUUUAUGCUAAAUGCUGUUCAAUCUCAAUCGGCAGUUGCGAGUAUAGAUCUGGGAUCCGAAUGGCUGAAAGUUGCCGUGGUCAACUUGAAACCGGGACAGGCGCCGAUUUCGAUCGCGAUCAACGAAAUGUCGAAACGUAAAACCCCUUCUCUCGUUGCUUUUCACGCGAAUUCACGAUUAAUUGGUGAGGAAUCGCUUGGUCUCCUUGCUCGUUACCCCACCAAAGUUCAUUCCCACCUCCCGAUUCUACUCUCAAAACCCUUUAACUACACGCAGAAGUUUCUUCAGUCCCUGUAUCUUAGUUACGAAAUUACCCCGGAUGAAACCCAGGACGUUGCGGUGUAUAGAACGGAGGGAGAGGGAGGAGAAUUUAAUAACUUUACGGCUGAAGAGAUGGUGGCGAUGAUAUUGAAGUACGCAAUGGGGCUUGCGGAGAAUCACGCAAAGAGUAGUGUUAAGGAUUUGGUCAUCACGGUGCCGCCCUACAUGGGGGUGGCUGAGAGGAGGAGGCUGCUGACGGCCGCCGACUUGGCUGGGAUCAAUGUGUUGGCGUUAGUUAAUGAGCAUUCGGGAGCAGCCUUGCAGUAUGGGAUUGAUAAGGAUUUUUCGAAUGGGUCGAGGCAUGUGUUGUUCUAUGACAUGGGGGCAAGCAGUACUUAUGCUGCUUUGGUUUAUUUCUCUGCUUACAAUGCAAAAGAGUUUGGAAAGACCACGUCCGUUAAUCAAUUCCAAGUGAAAGAUGUUAGAUGGGAUGCAGAACUUGGAGGUCAAAAUAUGGAACUGCGGCUGGUGGAGUACUUUGCAGAUGAGUUCAACAAACAACUCGGGAAUGGGGUCGACAUCAGAAACAAUGUGAAAGCAAUGGCCAAAUUGAAGAAACAAGUUAAGCGCACCAAAGAAAUUCUUAGUGCCAAUACAAUGGCCCCAAUCUCUGUUGAAUCUCUUUAUGAUGAUCGUGACUUUAGGAGCACAAUAUCUCGCGAGAAGUUUGAAGAGCUCUGCGAAGAUCUGUGGGAAAAAGCUCUUGUUCCAGUAAAAGAAGUUUUAAAGCAUUCAGGUUUGGAGGCUGAUGAUUUAUAUGGAGUGGAGUUGAUUGGAGGUGCCACUAGGGUACCAAAGUUGCAGGCUAAGCUUCUGGAACUUCUUGGAAGGAAGGAUCUGGAUAAACAUUUGGAUGCCGAUGAAGCUAUUGUUCUGGGUGCUUCAUUACAUGCAGCAAAUUUAAGUGAUGGAAUAAAAUUAAAUCGCAAGCUGGGAAUGAUUGAUGGUUCUACUUAUGGAUUUGUGAUUGAGUUAGAUGGUCCCAAUCUUUCAAAAGAGGAAAAUCCUAGACAGUUGAUUGUGCCGAGAAUGAAAAAGUUACCGAGCAAGAUGUUCAGAUCCAUUAUUAACAACAAAGAUUUUGAAGUUUCACUUGCAUAUGAGAGUGAAGAUUUCAUGCCACCAGGGGUAUCUUCACUUACAUUUGCUCAGUAUGCUGUCUCAGGUCUUACAGAUUCUAGUGAAAAGUACUCAUCACGGAAUCUUUCCUCGCCGAUUAAGGCCAAUUUGCACUUUUCUCUCAGUAGAAGUGGUGUAUUUUCCUUGGAUCGAGCAGAUGCUGUUGUUGAGAUUACUGAAUGGGUAGAAGUUCCACGAAAGAAUGUAACAGCCGACAACUCAACCUCUGCUUCUAGCAUCGGCACAGAAGCUGGUCUGAGCAGUACUUCAGAAGAAAGCAGUGACAAAUUGGAGAUGAAUGAUAGCACGAGUAAUGCAUCAGUUUCCAAUGUAACUGAUUUUGCCACUUCAGAUCUUAGCAUGGAAAAGAAGCUGAAAAAGAGGACUUUUCGACUCCCACUUAAGGUUGUUGAGAAGACAGUAGGGCAAGGAAUGCCUCUUUCAAAAGAAUCAUUUGCUGAGGCUAAACGUAAAUUAGAAGCACUAGACAAGAAGGAUGCAGAAAGGAGGAGAACAGCUGAGUUGAAAAAUAAUUUGGAAGAAUACAUAUAUUCUACUAAAGAAAAGCUUGAGUCUGAGGAGUUUGAGAAAAUAUCUUCAGACCAAGAGCGGCAGUCCUAUAUCGAAAAACUCAACGAGGUGCAAGAAUGGUUGUACACCGAUGGUGAAGAUGCUUCAGCCAAUGAAUUUCUAGAGCGCCUAAAUACUUUGAAAGCUAUUGGUGACCCCAUAUUCUUUAGGUACAAUGAACUUACCGCACGGCCUGUUGCAUCUGAACAUGCUCGGAGGUACCUCGAGGAGGUGAAACAGAUUAUACACGGAUGGGAAAAGGACAAAUCUUGGCUUCCAAGAGAGAAAAUAGAUGAGGUCACAAGUGAGGCUGAAAAGGUGAAGAAUUGGUUGAAUGAGAAGGAGGCGGAGCAGAAGAAGAUUUCUGGAUUUUCUACCCCAGCAUUCAAGUCUGAUGAAGUAUAUACCAAAGUUUUUGACCUUCAGGACAAGGUUGCAAGAAUCAAUAGGAUUCCCAAGCCAAAGCCAAAAGUCGAGAAGCCCUUAGAGACUGAAAAUGAGAGUGCUACUGAUAAAUCAAAUGACAAGGACACAUCUUCCGGAGAGACAACCUCUCAAAAAGAUCAAAAAGCUGAAGAAUCAGACUAUUCAGCAACUGACAAAAAUGAUGAAUCCAACGAUCACGAUGAGUUGUGA